AUGCCGGGGUUCCAACCACCGUCCGUCCCGGAUGGCCGCGAGCGAGUCCGCCAGGGCGAGCCGGGCUGUCAGCUGGUUGGCGGCCGCGCCUUGGAGGCCGGGCUACAGCGGAGCCGAUUGGCUGGCGCCGCGAGCAAGGGCAGCGCGGCCUUCAGCGCCGCGCCGGCGCGGAUUGGCCGCCGCGGGACCCGCCCCCCGCGCCGAUUGGCUCGCGCCGGGGGCGGCGAGGACGGGGGUGGGCGCAGCGGGUGCGGCUCGCCGAUCGCCGCGGCGGACCCGGCGAGAGCGGCGGCGAGAGCGAUGGCGACGGCGGCGGCGACGGCGGGCUGGCUGCUGGGGCGCCGCGCGGGGGCCUGGAGGCUGCGGCCGCGCGCCGGGCUCGUCCCGCACAGGCGCCACUCGCUCCUGCCCGUGGACGACACGAUCAACGGGCUGAGCGAGGAGCAGAAGCAGCUGCGUCAGACUAUGGCUAAGUUUUUCCAGGAGCACCUCACCCCCCGGGCACAAGAGAUUGAUCAGAGCAAUGAGUUCAAGAACCUGCGAGAGUUUUGGAAGCAGCUGGGCAACUUGGGAGUCCUGGGCAUCACUGCCCCUGCUCAGUACGGUGGCUCUGGCCUGGGCUACCUGGAGCACGUGUUGGUGAUGGAAGAGAUGAGCCGAGCUUCUGCAUCUGUGGGCCUCAGCUAUGGCGCCCACUCCAACCUCUGCAUCAAUCAACUUGUUCGCAAUGCAAAUGAGGCCCAGAAAGAGAAAUACCUCCCCAAGCUGAUCAGUGGCGAAUACAUUGGUGCUCUAGCCAUGAGUGAGCCGAAUGCUGGCUCUGAUGUUGUCUCCAUGAGACUCAAAGCCGAGAAGAAAGGAGAUUAUUAUGUUCUGAAUGGCAACAAAUUCUGGAUCACCAAUGGCCCGGACGCUGAUGUCCUUAUUGUCUACGCCAAGACAGACGCAGCUGCUGUACCAGCUUCUCGGGGCAUUACAGCCUUCAUUGUGGAGAAGGGGAUGCCCGGCUUCAGCACUGCCAAGAAGCUAGACAAGCUGGGCAUGCGAGGUUCAAACACAUGUGAACUGGUCUUUGAAGACUGCAAGGUGCCUGCUGCCAACAUCCUGGGCCAUUUGAGUAAGGGUGUCUACGUGCUGAUGAGUGGAUUGGAUCUAGAGCGGCUCGUGCUGGCUGGUGGACCUAUUGGAAUUAUGCAGGCAGUACUCGAUCACACGAUACCCUACCUGCACGUGAGGGAAGCCUUUGGCCAGAAGAUCGGCCACUUCCAGCUGAUGCAGGGAAAGAUGGCUGAUAUGUACACCCGUCUCAUGGCCUGUCGGCAGUACGUCUACAAUGUGGCCAAAGCCUGCGACGAGGGCCACUGCACGCCCAAGGACUGCGCAGGUGUGAUUCUCUAUGCAGCAGAAUGUGCCACCCAAGUGGCCCUGGAUGGCAUCCAGUGUUUCGGUGGCAAUGGUUAUAUCAACGACUUUCCCAUGGGCCGCUUUCUUCGAGAUGCCAAGUUGUAUGAGAUUGGGGCAGGGACCAGCGAGGUGAGGCGGCUGGUCAUCGGCAGAUCUUUCAACUCGGACUUCCACUAACCCGGGGCCGGAGCAAUAGCAUAGCAGAUAGGGCGUUUGCCUUGCACAUGGCUGACCCAGGUUUGAUAUCCGGCAUUCUCUAAGGUCCUCUGCGCCUGCCAGGAGUAAUUUCUGAAUGCAGAGCCAGAAGUAACCCCUGAGAACUGCCGGAAGUGACCCAAAAAAUAACCAAAAAAAGAAAAGAAAACGGACUUCUACUAACCUGAGACAACCCAGCCACCACCUCUCUCACCACCUAGAGGCCUUUUAUGAGCAGAAGUGGCAGCGCUCCUUCCCUACCCAAGGAAGGCCCACAGCACAGCUCUCCUGCUUCGUCAGCCCUCUGGCCUCCGCAAGAAGUAGAUCCCAGCACUGCCACCACCACCCAGCCUGCUCUGCUCUCAGGGUUGUGCCAACCCCCAAGAACAGCAUUCCCAGUUCUGAAGACCCACAAGAGCCUCACAUCACUCCCGGGCA
Suncus etruscus (white-toothed pygmy shrew) is the source of this 2037-nucleotide messenger RNA. RefSeq names its product isovaleryl-CoA dehydrogenase (gene IVD). Gene Ontology annotation, cellular component: mitochondrion. The record is from RefSeq and is a predicted model, not a curated record. The coding region runs from base 1 to 1581 and encodes 526 amino acids. The transcript is spliced from 13 exons. Gene Ontology annotation, molecular function: flavin adenine dinucleotide binding; 3-methylbutanoyl-CoA dehydrogenase activity. Gene Ontology annotation, biological process: L-leucine catabolic process. NCBI's taxonomy places the organism in Eukaryota, Metazoa, Chordata, Mammalia, Eulipotyphla, Soricidae.